Messenger RNA from Melanaphis sacchari, 1498 nucleotides. It is a transcript of the gene Cdk9, whose product is annotated as cyclin-dependent kinase 9. The record is from RefSeq and is a predicted model, not a curated record. The coding region runs from base 180 to 1391 and encodes 403 amino acids. NCBI's taxonomy places the organism in Eukaryota, Metazoa, Arthropoda, Insecta, Hemiptera, Aphididae. The transcript has 7 exons. Gene Ontology annotation, biological process: protein phosphorylation. Gene Ontology annotation, molecular function: ATP binding; cyclin-dependent protein serine/threonine kinase activity. Gene Ontology annotation, cellular component: nucleus.
CAAGAUUCUUGGUCUAGAACUCAGUCUGUGUCUACUGUCUAUACUCUAUACUUAUUACUUCCAUAUCCAUAUCUUUAGCAUUGACUUGUCUUGGUUGUGACUUGUGGGUCUUAAAUAUUGAUAUUUGACAGUAUUCUUUUGGCCCUAACGUUUUCCGUAAGGACUUCAAGACGGCUGCCAUGACGAAUUUGAAUGGUGUGUUGACACCACCGUCAACACCAUCACCCAAUCUUCUGCAGAUGAAUAUGGCCCGCGAGAGAGAGAAAUAUUUGGAAGAAUAUAACUUCCCAUUUUGCGAAGCAGCUACCAAAUUUGAAAAACUGGCAAAGAUUGGUCAAGGCACCUUUGGUGAAGUGUUCAAAGCACGAGACAAAAAAAAUCAUAAAUUUACAGUUGCUAUGAAAAAAAUUCUUAUGGAAAAUGAAAAAGAAGGAUUUCCAAUUACUGCUCUCAGAGAAAUUAGAAUAUUACAACUAUUAAAGCACGAUAAUGUAGUAAAUCUAUUGGAAAUCUGUCAAACUAGAGCUACUCAGUUCAACCGUUAUCGUUCAACAUUUUAUUUGGUGUUUGAAUUCUGUGAACACGAUUUAGCUGGUCUGUUAUCAAAUACUAAGGUGAAGUUCAGUCUUGGAGAGAUUAAGCAAGUAAUUCAACAAAUGCUCAAUGGUCUUUACUACAUACACAGCAAUAAGAUAUUGCACCGUGAUAUGAAAGCAGCAAAUGUAUUAAUUACAAAAACUGGGACAUUAAAAUUGGCUGAUUUUGGACUAGCUAGAGCAUUUAGUGCACAGAAAAAUGGUCAACCUAAUAGAUACACUAAUCGAGUCGUAACUUUAUGGUAUCGCCCUCCCGAGUUGUUGCUUGGGGAUCGUAAUUACGGUCCUCCUGUAGACUUGUGGGGAGCUGGUUGCAUUAUGGCUGAAAUGUGGACUCGUAGUCCAAUCAUGCAGGGUAAUUCUGAACAACAACAGUUAACUUUAAUAUCCCAACUAUGUGGCUCAAUAACACCAGAAGUCUGGCCUAAAGUUGAAUCUUUAGAUUUGUACAAUCAAUUGGAAUUGGUCAAAGGACAAAAACGAAAGGUGAAGGAACGACUAAAGCCCUAUGUACGUGAUCCAAUGGGUUGUGAUCUAUUAGAUAAACUCUUAGUAUUAGAUCCAGCCAAAAGAUUUGAUGCUGAUUCAGCUUUGAACCACGACUUCUUCUGGACAGAUCCUAUGCCAUGUGAUCUAUCUAAAAUGUUGUCUCAACAAACACAGAGUAAUUUUGAAUAUUUGGCUCCACGUAGACUUAAUAAUCAUCAGUCAUCUGCCAUGCGACCAGCAUCAACCGUUCCAAGUCAAGGGACGUCUACAUCUACUACUUCAGGUUUUCACGAACGUGUUUUCUAGCGCAAGUGAAUGGCAGCUUAAGCGGCCACUCAUAACUAUAAUUUUCUUUUACAUUUUAUAGUUUUUCUUGUAUAAGUUUAUAGAUGAUUUAUUUAUGAAUAAAUAAA